GCUCUUUUCUGUCCUAUACACACAAACGCAGUGAAACUCCUAACUCUCAACCUGUAGGAUUGCUCUUCAGACGUGGACAUGAAUUACACUGUGUUUCUAGUUACUGUGUUUUUCAGCUGUGCUUUUGGAAUAGACACUGUCCCUUCUUUAAAUGUGACAAAAUAUCUUGGUCGUUGGUAUCAGGUAUAUGCCGACCCGGCAGUGAUGGUAUUUACUGAGCGUAACGCAGUUUGCGUGACAGCAGAUUACUCACUCCGGAAAGAUGGAAAAAUUGGAGUUCUGAACAGACAAAGAGACCGUACACCGACAGGAAAGGGAAAGAGCAUCACUGGUUAUGCUUACAUGACCGACCCUAAAGAACCAGGAAAACUCACACUCCCUCUGGACGGCGUACAUGUCCUCGGUUCAUACUGGGUGGUGAAACUAGGACCCCCUACUUUUGGUGAAGAAGGUCUUUACCAGUACUCUGUUGUCACAGAUAGCAUGCAGAUUAUGCUGUUUGUGUUGACGAGAGAUGUAGAAACAUUUAGAAACCAAUAUGACGAGGAAGUGAAAAGCUUUCUGGCGGAAAAUGGUUUUACUCACUUCUAUAACAAGCCUGUGGUCACAUUACAGGACAAGAAAUGUUUGUACGGAGCCGAAAAACUCUCUCCUUAUCAGACAGUGAAAGAAUUUCUUCGAUAUAAAUAGACAAGUCGGUUGUAGCCUUGAAGAUGAAAAGAGGUCUAGGAAUAAGGAAUCAAAGAUAUGAUUUGAUUUGAUUUGAUUUGAUUUGCUUCGAUACACCAUAUCUCGACUACAAUCCAGAAACGAUGUUACAAAACUCUCGCUUUAAAAUGUUAAAGAGACUCAUAGCCGUGAAACGUCAAAGCUAUCAUUCGAUUAGAUUUCUUUGACUCUAUCACAGCUAUUAAGAAAACCUUUUUUUUAUGUGUUGUAACCAUUGAACCUGGAAAGAGGAAUCGGCAUGAUGGUCAAAUUCUCUAUCACAUAAAAAUCUCGAUUAGACAGACGAUGAAAAGGGAUAGAGGAAAUACAUUGGGAUUUAAUUUGUUAUUAAUUUACUAUACUCUCUUGCAACUGCAGUUGUCGAUGCAAUAAAAUUUCAAAUUUUGA
This is a messenger RNA of Stylophora pistillata, 1116 nucleotides long. RefSeq lists its product as uncharacterized. The record is from RefSeq and is a predicted model, not a curated record. Lineage: Eukaryota; Metazoa; Cnidaria; Anthozoa; Scleractinia; Pocilloporidae.